Molecule: messenger RNA, 2932 nt
Organism: Acanthochromis polyacanthus (spiny chromis)
Lineage: Eukaryota; Metazoa; Chordata; Actinopteri; Pomacentridae
Exons: 4
Coding region: 213-1184 (323 amino acids)
Source: RefSeq, a predicted model, not a curated record
CUCUCAUUUUCUUCCCACUUCCUCAUUUUUGAAAGAUUGUUCAAAUAAGGCAGCGUUGCCACUUUGAGGGCUGGGUUGUGAUCUGUAUAAAAUGAUGCCCUGUUUCUGACUGCAUUCACUACGACAUCACCAGGCGUCUGAGCACAGCAUCCAUCAGAGAAGAUUCUCCCACAGAGCAGGACUAUCAGGUCCUGUGAGCAGCAGCAGUGAAGAUGGCUGGAUUCUCCUGGAUAUCUGGGACUUUAGCCCUACUGCUGAUUGCUGGAAACUGUGUUGCUGCUGUGGAUCAGAACCAGCUUGCACAACUCGUUAAUGAGAUCUGGGGAAAGUACAAAAUAAACCGAAUGUUCAGUCUGGCAGCAAGCAUCCCAGAGAAGAAAAAUAUGAACCAGCAGUACGAUGCCAAGCAAGUCUUUAGCAAUGAAAAUGGAGAAGAAGUAAAGAUGGAAAUAAAAAGGGGUAAUGUGUUUAACAAAGGCAGAAUAGUUGCUGCGACACCUCUGAAAAAGAAAGACAAAACUGGAAAAGAUACUCAUGCAGAAUACCGUGUUCUACAAAACUUUGACACCUUCAUCAACAACAAUGAUGAUAAGGCUCACGAUUUGUUGCUUUUUUACGUUCUCGGAUCACCAUGUUACGAUCAGUGUACCAAUGAAAGUGAUGAGUUAAACAUUCUUCGUUUUUUGGAUCAAAUUAAGAAAUGGAAACAUUAUGCUUUUGUAUUCACUUACAUAUUCAAAUCCAAGACUUCAAAUCAGUCCACUCAGAAACAGCGCAGAGAAGCCCUUGAGAAGAUUGGAAUUCGUCUUGGUCUUGAAAACAUUUUCCGUUGUGAAAUGUCAGGUGAUCGCAUGCAGUGUUCAAGCUGUUCUGCUAAGAAACAGGUUGCAGACUAUUGUGUUUUAUACCCUGAUGAAGAACCUGAUUCCAAUCAAAGGCAGCCACCCACUAUACCUAAUGUACCUGGUAAUAAUGCAAAUCAAGCAAUUGCUUCUUCCUCGCAAAGGGGUCUUGAUAAUGGGAAUAGAAAUGAUGUGAGUACAGGAGGAAGAGACAAUGGAGGAGACAAUGGAUCGAGCAGAUGUAGCGGAGGUGGAAACAGACUGCUUAACUGUUUACGUAACUGUUUCAGAUGUAUUAGACGGGGCAGGAGUCUUGAAAGAAAUGCUGCAAACAUGAAGUGAAAGGAUUAGAUUUCAACCCAAGACAUGACAUUUUUUCUAACCCUAACCAAGCUCCUGGUUGCUGGUCCAUGCCACCAACAACCCUUCCUACCCACUAAUGUGGACUUUGUCACUCUUUAAAACUCCACAUUACAGGCCACAAAAACAACAUUAAUUUCAAAACAAAUUGAAAUUCCUUUCAACAGAAAUUUGAGGAUACAGUUGAUCUUUAUUGAAAUGUAUAUAUGUGGAGACAGGAGUGUAACAGCAAGACUAUAAGUCUAAAGCCAUACUGCGUCCUCUGUGAAGCUGAUCUUACCAGUGCUUUGAGCUAAAUGCUAUUAAUGACAAUACUACACUGUUAAAAUACCAUGUUCACCAUUUUAGUCUGUCAGAUUUUGUGCCAAUCCAUGCAGAUGUUGAGAUGUUUUAGUCCGGCCCUAAGUGGUGAAUUGAAUUAUACAGAUCAGCUACCUGACGUUAGCAUUCACAGAGCCACGCAGCUCACAACAGGAACAUAAUAAACUAAGAAAGUUUCAGUUCAACAGGCAUGUUUUCACACAUUUCUUUACUUUCAUCUUCAUAUAAAGAUAAUCAUAUGAUUCCAUAAUUUCUAAGUCAUUGCUAAUCAUGUCACCAAGUCAAUUUAUUUAUGGUUAUUCCAAUGAGCUUUUUAAAAAAAAAAAAUUAUUUCUUUGUUUUCUCCUUCAAAUGUUUUUACAUUUCAUUUGAUGUUGUAAAAUUUCUCCACAGCCUGUAAUUUUCUACAUUCUGGACAGACAACCCAUGAUCUAAUCUGAUAUUCUCUUUUUGCUGAUUAAAGCUUGGCUCUGCAUGCACUCUGAUGUGUCUGUUGUCAUUUAUUUCAGAAGCCCUGUACUCUUACAUGUCAACACUUUGGUUUCUCUCAGCUAAACAGUGCAACCUUUUCCUAAUCACCAGUUUGACAGCCCUCCAUUCAUUCAAAAGAAUCACUAAACAUCCUGAUAGUGUGAUUUUUCAGCUGUAGUUUGUUUUUCACCAGAGUGGAGAAAGUUUUGAAUGAAUUUAGAGUCUCAUCUGAAAAGUUCUACACUGGGAUGGAACCAGUAGUCUUGGUGUCACUGUGAAUAAAUUUGACUGUUGGAAAUCUAAUCUUUCCCUGGUUCUACUCGUUUGACUACUUUUCACCUGGACGUUUCUUCCAGUGCUACACAGAAGGUUUCUCAUUCCUUCUAUGGAGGAUCCUUUCAAAGCUUUUCUGAAUCAUGGCUCAUUAUUGGGGGAAAAUGUAGAUGAUAAUGUAUGAUGACACAAACUCUGCUUGCUGAUAAACACAUUGAUCCAUCCCACACAGUGCAUCUAAAACAGCCUGUAAUGGCCUCAGAGUGAAGCCUGUCUGUCUCCGUAUCACACAAACCUGUCCUAUUGUCAGAACAAGGGUCAGCGAAUAACAUUAAACAGAUAAAUCCAAUACCACUAAAACGUUCAGCUUCCUGUCCAUACACGUAGUUUGGAUUUUUCCAUUGUUGAUCAUUUGGAUGGACAUUAUUUGAAGCUUAAAACAUGGAUUUACUUGGAAUGAAGGAAAGUCUGUUGCAGUGCCAAGAUAAAAUAUUUGCAUUUCAUUGACAAGAUCUUUAUGAAUUCUCAUUUUCAUUCUUCAGUUUUGAAUAAAGUCACAUGGCAUCCACUUGAAUGUCCCAUUAAGGUCAUGGUGCCUCUGUUAGGGGUUUGGCCACAGUCUCAUUCUUCUCUUUAAAAUGUCUUUUCCUUCCAACCAUCUUCAU